CCAGAGCUAAAAUAAUAAAAUGCUGAGCUCACUGUUCCCCCACCCUCUCCCCCGUCGCUGGGCUUCUCCUGCUGCCAGGACAGUGCUCCAGUAGAACAGACAGACCAACCUACAGAAGGGGAGGUGAGAACGGAGGUGGCCACCAGGACUGGCUCCGUGAGUGCCACACUGUGGGGAGGGGGUGGGGGCCAUCAUGUCAUCGUAUCAGAAGGAACUGGAGAAAUACAGAGACAUAGAUGAAGAUGAGAUCCUAAGGACCUUGAGCCCUGAGGAGCUAGAGCAGCUGGACUGCGAGCUACAGGAGAUGGACCCCGAGAACAUGCUCCUGCCAGCUGGACUAAGACAACGUGACCAGACAAAGAAGAGCCCAACGGGGCCGCUGGACCGAGAGGCCCUUUUGCAGUACCUGGAACAGCAGGCACUAGAGGUCAAAGAGCGUGAUGACUUGGUUCCCUACACAGGCGAGAAGAAGGGGAAACCCUAUAUUCAGCCCAAGAGAGAAAUUCCAGCCCAGGAGCAGAUCACUCUGGAGCCUGAGCUGGAGGAGGCACUGGCCCAUGCCACAGAUGCUGAGAUGUGUGAUAUAGCAGCCAUUCUGGGCAUGUACACACUGAUGAGCAACAAGCAAUACUAUGAUGCUAUCUGCAGCGGAGAAAUCUGCAACACUGAAGGCAUUAGCAGUGUGGUGCAGCCUGACAAGUAUAAGCCAGUGCCAGAUGAGCCCCCAAAUCCCACAAACAUCGAGGAGAUACUGAAGAGUGUUCGAAGCAAUGACAAGGAGCUGGAGGAGGUGAACCUCAAUAAUAUCCAGGACAUCCCGAUACCCAUGCUAACUGAGCUGUGUGAAGCAAUGAAGACAAAUACCCAUGUCCGGAGCUUCAGCCUGGUGGCCACAAGGAGUGGUGACCCCGUUGCCAGUGCGGUGGCUGACAUGUUGCGUGAGAAUCGUAGCCUCCAGAGCCUGAACAUUGAAUCCAACUUCAUUAGCAGCACAGGGCUCAUGGCUGUGCUGAAGGCAGUUCGGGAGAAUGCCACACUCACUGAGCUCCGCGUAGACAACCAGCGCCAGUGGCCUGGCGACGCAGUGGAGAUGGAGAUGGCCACCGUGCUUGAACAGUGCCCCUCCAUUGUCCGCUUUGGCUACCACUUUACACAGCAGGGGCCACGAACUCGGGCAGCCCAGGCCAUGACCCGGAACAAUGAACUGCGUCGCCAGCAAAAGAAGAGAUAACACUACCCUUCCCUUUACCAACUAGAGCUCGGAGCCCUGAAAGCUUAAAUCCUCAUCUUGUAAAUAAAAGCCCUUCUGUCCACUC
This is a messenger RNA of Lagenorhynchus albirostris (white-beaked dolphin), 1316 nucleotides long. It is a transcript of the gene TMOD4, whose product is annotated as tropomodulin 4. The record is from RefSeq and is a predicted model, not a curated record. The transcript has 10 exons. Gene Ontology annotation, molecular function: tropomyosin binding. Gene Ontology annotation, biological process: muscle contraction; pointed-end actin filament capping; myofibril assembly. NCBI's taxonomy places the organism in Eukaryota, Metazoa, Chordata, Mammalia, Artiodactyla, Delphinidae. Bases 194 to 1231 code for a protein of 345 amino acids. Gene Ontology annotation, cellular component: myofibril; striated muscle thin filament.